This is a messenger RNA of Brachypodium distachyon (stiff brome), 2351 nucleotides long. RefSeq names its product probable inactive purple acid phosphatase 1. Bases 212 to 2062 code for a protein of 616 amino acids. NCBI's taxonomy places the organism in Eukaryota, Viridiplantae, Streptophyta, Magnoliopsida, Poales, Poaceae. The transcript has 11 exons. The record is from RefSeq and is a predicted model, not a curated record. Gene Ontology annotation, molecular function: metal ion binding; acid phosphatase activity.
UGUCAUUGUGUGCUGCUAACUUCCAGUCUGCAUUUCCGGUGCCACAUUUCACUCGCAAAAAUGGUUUCUUGGGAAUAUUCUCAGCAUCAGCACAGCUCAACAAAUAAUUGGAGAUAUUAAAUCCGCAUCCCUUUCUUCCUCGGAUCACUCCUCGACUCGAUCACACGCACGCUCCCGCUACGGAUUCGAGUUCUUGUUUUCUCCACGAGGGAUGACGCUGUGGUGGCUGUGGGCGGCGGCCACAUGGACAUGGCUGGCUGCUUGCGCCGCCGCCGCGCACCCCGGCGGCGGUGGCGGCGAGCAGCCGCUGUCGAGGAUCGCCGUCGGGAGCACGACCCUCGCCGUCGACGGCUCGGCGCGCCUCAAGGCGUCCCCGACGGUUCUUGGGCAGGAGGGCGAGAACAGUGGGUGGGUACAGCUGGAGUUCUUCAGCCCCAACCCCUCCGGCGACGACUGGAUUGGGGUCUUCUCUCCUGCCAAUUUCAGUGCUGCAACCUGUGAGCCUGAGAAUAAGAGGCAGUAUCCUCCAGUGCUAUGCUCAGCACCCAUCAAGUACCAAUUUGCAAACUUCAAGAAUGAUGGGUAUAGUAAGUCUGGGAAGGGUUACCUGAAGCUUCAAUUGAUCAACCAGAGGGAAGAUUUCUCAUUUGCACUUUUUUCUGGGGGUCUCUUGAAGCCGAAGCUGAUUGCCGUCUCAAACAAAGUAGCAUUCGCGAAUCCAAAGGCACCCGUCUACCCACGUUUGGCGCAAGGGAAGUCAUGGAAUGAAAUGACAGUCACUUGGACAAGUGGAUACGAUAUCAAAGAAGCAGUUCCUUUUGUUGAAUGGGGUGAAAAAGGAGGACGACAGCUUCUUUCUCCAGCUGGGACACUGACAUUUGACAGAAACAGCAUGUGUGGUGCACCAGCGCGAACUGUUGGGUGGCGCCAUCCUGGUUACAUUCAUACUAGUUACUUGAAGGAUCUGUGGCCAGACUCCAUGUACACCUACAGGCUUGGCCAUCGGUUACAGAACGGCAGCCGCAUCUGGAGCAAGUCGUACAGUUUCAAAGCAUCACCUUAUCCUGGACAAGAUUCUUUGCAACAGGUGGUCAUAUUUGGGGACAUGGGGAAGGCAGAGGCAGAUGGUUCCAAUGAGUACAAUAACUUCCAGCCAGGCUCACUGAAUACUACUAAUCAGAUCAUUAGAGACCUGGACAACAUCGACAUGGUGUUGCACAUUGGGGACAUUUGCUAUGCGAACGGCUAUUUGUCACAGUGGGAUCAGUUCACUGCACAGAUUGAACCGAUUGCUUCAACUGUGCCAUACAUGAUUGGCAGUGGUAAUCAUGAGAGGGACUGGCCUGGAACUGGUUCUUUCUAUGGAAACCUUGACUCUGGUGGAGAAUGUGGUGUUCCUGCUCAAACUGUAUUCUACACACCAGCUGAGAACCGUGCAAAAUUUUGGUAUGCGACCGACUAUGGCAUGUUCAGAUUUUGCAUUGCUCACACAGAAGAAGAUUGGAGGCCAGGGACCGAACAGUACAAGUUCAUUGAGCACUGCCUGUCAUCUGUUGAUAGGCAGAAGCAGCCAUGGCUCAUCUUCCUUGCACACCGUGUUCUCGGGUACUCAUCCAACUCAUACUAUGGAUUCGAGGGUACAUUUGAGGAACCAAUGGGACGAGAAGCGCUGCAGGAGCUCUGGCAGAAGUACAAGGUCGAUCUCGCCUUCUACGGUCAUGUUCACAACUAUGAAAGGACAUGUCCAGUCUACCAGAGUCAGUGUGUUGUUAACGCAUCGAACCACUACAACGGGCCGUUCCAGGCAACAACGCAUGUGGUUGUCGGUGGCGCCGGUGCCAGUCUUUCAGACUUCACCAGUUCGAAGAUCCAAUGGAGUCAUUUCAGGGACUUCGACCAUGGUUUCGCAAAGCUCACAGCCUUCAAUCAUUCGUCCUUGUUGUUUGAGUACAAGAAGAGCCGUGACGGCAAUGUUUACGACCACUUUACGGUCUCGCGUGACUACCGAGAUGUCCUUGCUUGCUCUGUUGACAACUGCCCAAGGACCUCACUGGCUUCCUGAAGGUCCCACGCUAUCAGAGAGUAGAAUCAGUUGAUGGGGGCCUCUUAGACCAACAAGCUAGUUAGUAGUUACUGACUUACUGUACAUAAUUUUUUUUGGGUUGCAUCAAUAAAUCGUUUUGCUCCGUAGGCAACUGCCAAGGACAACACUGGAUUCUGAAGACAUUUUGUUGUUACCUGCUUCUAAGUGGGUUGAGCAACAAACUAGUUACUGUCAUUAUUUUUGGCUUGCAAUGCUCAGGCUCCAAGUGAAGGAAUUGUAGAGAAUAAAAAAGGAGGAAAUUAAUUAA